Messenger RNA from Taeniopygia guttata (zebra finch), 2998 nucleotides. The record is from RefSeq and is a predicted model, not a curated record. NCBI's taxonomy places the organism in Eukaryota, Metazoa, Chordata, Aves, Passeriformes, Estrildidae.
GAUGGGAUGCUAUGGGAGGCAAUUCUUGGCUGUGAGGGUGGUGAGAGGCUGGCACAAGCUGUCCAGUGAGGCUGUGCCUGUCCCUGGAUCCCUGGAAGUGUUCAAGGCCAGGUUGGAUGGGGCUUGGAGCAGCCUGGCAUAGUGGAAAGUGUCCCUGGCCAUGGCAGGAUGGACAUGGUCUUUAGGGUCCCUCUAGACCCAAUCUAUUCAGUGAUGAAAAGGUUACAAAUGGACACAGGUCUGUCAGAAACGCCCUCACUGGUUCCACCACUCAAAACACAAUUCUGUGCUUUCAGCUUACCAGUGCAUCUGCUCAGUCAGGAAACUGGCAUGUUGUCUGGAACCCAUAUAUAUAGGAAUUAAAUAACCAUUGAGAAAUUACCCUGAGGCUUACGGUGGAACAGCUCCAAGUCAUUAGUCCCACCCACAGUCCUUGUAUGAGGAUACAGAUUUGGGGUGUGAAGGGACCCAUGGUGGAUGGUGGAUGGUGGGUGGGGGAACACAGGGAGCCCACAUCAGGAUGGGUGAUAAUGCCUUUCUCUCCACAUACGUUAUCCAACUUAGUGAAUAACAACAUUAAAUUUUGGCCUUAUUUUCCACAUAAUGCCACUGCACUGAAAAUGGGAAUGUGAACUACAGAGUGCUAACAAGUGCAGAGAACACUGGUUUUUUGAGUUCGAAAGGGGCAAGUGAAUGAUAGUUUAGCAGCCAGGAUGGAGGUGUUAAUGCCUGAACCUCAGAUUUAUGUGGAAAGAACUCUGGCUAUCAUCAAACCAGAUGUCAUUGAUAAAGAAGAAGAAAUAGAAGAUCUCAUUCUCCUAUCAGGAUUCCACAUCAUUCAGAAACGGAAGCUCCAGUUAAGCCCAGAGCAAUGUAGCAACUUCUACGCAGAACAGUUUGGGAAAGUGUUUUUUCCUAAUUUAACAGCCUAUAUGAGUUCUGGUCCUAUAGCUGCUAUGGUUCUUGCUAGACAUUGUGCAGUCUCAUACUGGAAGGAAUUGCUGGGACCAUCCAACAGCCUAAGAGCUAGGAUAACUCACCCUCACAGCUUAAGAGCACGCUAUGGGACUGAUGAGCUGAGGAAUGGGCUCCACGGCAGUCUCAGCAUCUCCUCAGCAGAGAAGGAAAUUCGAUUCAUCUUUCCAGAAGCAAUCUUGGAGCCAGUUCCCACUGGGCAAAGAGCUCGGGAUUACCUGAACCUGUAUGUGAAGCCCACGCUGCUGGCAGGGCUCACUGCCCUGUGCAAAGAGAAGCCAGCAGACCCCAUGAUGGCAUCAGAAAGUGUCUCAGACAUACUUGCUGUCAGCACAGGGUGUGCACUCAGAAAUACUUGCUCCCAGCACAGAGAUUUGGCUUGCUGACUGGCUAAUUGAACACAAUCCUAAUAAACCUAAGAUACGAUAUUGCAUCUCUCAGUAAGAGCGUCGGCGGUGAGAGCUUGCUGGAAGCCAUCUCACACAUUCCAAGUUACAGAUGUGUAUUGUCAUUUUUGGUGUGUCCUUUGACUGUAUAACCAAUGCUAUCUAAAGUAAAUGCAUUUGUCAUAACUGCUUUUGUCCUCAUGGGAUUAAUAACCCUACACUUAACCAGGAUGUAGUGGUUCUAAUACCUUCUCUACUGACAAAGUGAAUGUAGAAUUACACAAUAAAUUUAUGUCACUGGGUGAUUAGAAAAAGACAAUGUUCUCGGUGUGACUUACUGCUAUUGUCCACAUUUUUCUUAGUUUGGCUGCGUGGGAGAACAAAAUAAUUUACGACAGUAUGGAUUCCCAAAUGAAAUCCACCUGUGCUUUGCAAAGCCAAGGGUUGUGUUUCAGCAAUUUUUUAGCAGAAAUUCAGUUACAAAGGGAGUUAUUUGGAUAUAAUGUAGAAAACAAUUACUGGAGGCAUAUUAGCAACUUUGGAAUUUUAAUUGCUGAUUACAUCACCCAGCUAACGUGUUCCUUGAAGAUGGUUCACUUAAGUCUGAUGUAUUUUGUCAGAAUGUAAUUUGAAGGACUUAUUUGAAGGUACAUUCAAUGCACCUUUCCCAUCUUGGUGGCAAAAGGCUCAGGGACUGUAAAUAAGAAGAAAGAUGUAUUUUAGUCAAGGAACUAAGAUUGUCUUCCAACAUUUGUUUGCAAUAAAGGUGCUUAAUUGGAACAGCUCACCUUGAUGUUUUCUGUGUUCUGCUCCUAAAGGUACACAAAUUUCUCUUGUUUUCCUCAAACUUUCAUGUGUUCAGUUGAAGAAUUUCACGGGAGUGCUCAUCCACAAGCAAUGGGUUAAUCCCAUGCUAUUGCCUUUUAUGAAGUAACUAAACUGUUUUUUAGGGAUGUGGGGCAAUUUCAUUUUCUUCAAAGAGCUGUACUUAUGCUGUUAACUUCAAGCUUUGUAUCUUAUGGUUUGACUGGCUGUAAUGAAGAAAACAGCGUAAUUUUAAUGACUCUGAAAUAAGAGUAUGCUUGACUAAUACUAAACAAACAAGCAAUUUCAUAAUUUGUUUCAUGAAAAAACUUGCUUCCCCAUUUGAGUAAUUAUGAGAAACAUAAGUCAUUUUUCUGUAACAUCAAACUUUGUUGAUGUGGAUUGUUUAUCCUCUCAGUGGAACAAACCACUGUUGCCAGCCCAGAUAAUAAACAUUUAGAAACUGCUUCCUACAGUACCAAGACCUAAAAAUCUUGGGACUGCCAAGAUAAGGAAAAAAAGGAAAGCUCAAACCCUCAAAUAAUGAAAAAUAAAAGUAUGAGGUGGUUAGAAAUACAGUAAACAGAUCUGUUUAAAACCAGUUUAUUUUGCCUAUAAUUAUUGUCCCCAUAUGUGUCUGAUUGCUCUAAUUACAGGACAGUUGUGCUUUGUGGUUUCCUGUCAGCCAAAUAAAAAAAUACAUUUUCUAAAAAUGCCAGAAACUAAAAUCCAGUGAAUUCACAAGGCAUUCCCCUGUAUUUUGUUAGUUACUAUGACAUUUGCCUGCUUAUUUUGAUGUGCUACUGUUUGACAAUAAAUACAUCCUUAAUGUU